GGGACGUUCAUUAGUGAUAACAGCGAGCUAAAGCGAUCUGACCUCAAACGCUGGCUCGAGGACCGGGGCACCCAACAGCUAUUCACGGCGCCCCACACCUCAGCUCAGAAUGGUCUCGUUGAGCGCUUGCACCUUUCGCUGAUGAACAAAGCCCGCACGAUG
Molecule: messenger RNA, 162 nt
Organism: Coniophora puteana RWD-64-598 SS2
Lineage: Eukaryota; Fungi; Basidiomycota; Agaricomycetes; Boletales; Coniophoraceae
Exons: 1
Biological process (GO): DNA integration
Molecular function (GO): nucleic acid binding
Source: RefSeq, a predicted model, not a curated record